CUUUAUCAAUUCACCAUCUCGUAUGAAGCGGAAGUUCGAUGCCAUUUCCGGAAACCAUCGAUUUGCUGCUUUUGGAAAACGAGUUCCAUCUUCAGAAACUAACGAAGGAUAUAUGUUUGAUGAUAAGGAGUACAGUCGGGAUGGUGUCUGGCAUAAUUACCUACCAAUCCAAGCGAAGCAGAACUACCCAAUUUUUAACGAUGGUUUUGACAAGAGCCACUUCAGUAGAACAUCUGAUUCUGUUUUCAGUGACUCCAACAGCAGGGAUUUGACGUUUCCUUAUGACAAAAGAAAGUUUGAUUCCAUUUCUGGGAUUAGUUCAUUUGGAUCUUUUGGCAAAAGGGAAGAUGGUGAGAAGAGACGAUUUGAUUCUAUUUCCGGGAUUAGUUCAUUUGGAUCUUUUGGCAAAAGGAAAGAUGGUGAGAAGAGACGAUUUGAUUCAAUUUCUGGUUUAAGUUCAUUUGGUUCUUUUGGUAAAAGAAAAGACGAAGAAAAGAGGCGAUUUGAUUCCAUUUCCGGAUUAGGUUCGUUUGGUUCUUUUGGUAAAAGGGAAGACGGAGAGAAGAGACGAUUUGAUUCCAUUUCCGGAUUAAGUUCAUUUGGUUCUUUUGGUAAAAGGGAAGACGGGGAGAAGAGACGAUUUGAUUCCAUUUCCGGAUUAGGCUCAUUUGGUUCGUUUGGUAAAAGGGAAGACGGGGAAAAGAGACGAUUUGAUUCCAUUUCCGGAUUAAGUUCAUUUGGCUCGUUCGGUAAAAGGGAAGACGGGGAAAAGAGGAGAUUUGAUUCCAUUUCCGGAUUAGGUUCCUUUGGUUCUUUUGGUAAAAGGGAAGGCGGAGAAAAGAGAAGAUUUGAUUCUAUUACCGGGCUAAGUUCAUUUGGUUCGUUUGGUAAAAGGGAAGACGGAGAAAAGAUAAGAUUUGAUUCCAUUUCCGGAUUAAGUUCAUUUGGUUCGUUCGGUAAAAGGGAAGACGUGGAAAAGAGAAGAUUUGAUUCCAUAUCCGGAUUAAGUUCAUUUGGUUCUUUUGGUAAAAGGGAAGGUGGUGAAAAAAGAAGAUUUGAUUCCAUUUCCGGAUUAAGCACAUUUGGUUCUUUUGGUAAAAGAGAAGACGGGGAAAAGAGAAAAUUUGAUUCAAUUUCAGGAUUAAGUUCGUUUGGUUCUUUCGGUAAAAGGGAAGACGGGCAAAAGAGAAGAUUUGAUUCCAUUUCAGGAUUAAGUUCAUUUGGUUCGUUCGGUAAAAGGGAAGACGGGGAAAAGAGACGAUUUGAUUCCAUUUCCGGAUUAAGCUCAUUUGGUUCUUUUGGUAAAAGGGAAGACGGGGAAAAGAGACGAUUUGAUUCCAUUUCCGGAUUAAGUUCAUUUGGUUCGUUCGGUAAAAGGGAAGACGGGCAAAAGAGAAGAUUUGAUUCCAUUUCAGGAUUAAGUUCAUUUGGUUCGUUCGGUAAAAGGGAAGACGGGGAAAAGAGACGAUUUGAUUCCAUUUCCGGAUUAAGCUCAUUUGGUUCUUUUGGUAAAAGGGAAGACGGGGAAAAGAGACGAUUUGAUUCCAUUUCAGGAUUAAGUUCAUUUGGUUCUUUUGGCAAAAGAGAAGACGAGGUGAGGAAAAGGAGUACCUCUGUGCAUAAUGAUUCUUCCUCCUUCACAUUGAAUAAAGUGCAAAAUAAUGAAAAAGUAAAUCACGAAAACAUGCCUGACAAAAAUACAGAAGUUUCGGAUAAAGUCACAAAUUCAAGCAUUCAAAGAAAGCAAUCGAGAGCUAGAAGAUAUGCGGGUUCAGACAGUGCAGCGGAAGACAAUACACUAGAAAUGGACCAAGCAGAAACAACUGCAACAAAGGUGAAACGUAGUGCUCAAGAGGUGACUCCAUAUAUGUUAAGUAAGGACAUCAGCAACAACCAUGGUUCUCUGGUGAAGCGCAGUGUUGAUGGCGUCGAUACUGACCGGGAAUAUAACGACUUGAAUAAAAGACGGUUUGACAGAAUCAGUGGAGUGAGUAACUUCAGAUCAUUUGGUAAGCGGCAGGGUGGUGGUGAUGAAGAUGGUGGCAGCGAUCAUAAAUUCCUUAGUUUUCCUGUUAAUUCGAACAGAAAAUUAGAUCAAAUUGAGAGUGGAAAUGAUUUUGGGGUUUUUGAAAAGCCAGAUUUUAACCCUGAUGUAGAGAAGCUAGUGGCGCAAAUUGAUCUAAGUGGUCUCGCAGAUGUUAACAAAAGAAAGUUUGACCGUAUUGGAAGUGGUAUUAGUGGAUUUGGUUCAUUUGGUAAACGACCGUUUGACCGGAUAGCAGGGGCGGGUGUGUUUGGGGGAUUUGGAAAACGUCGCUUUGACAGGAUUGCAGGAGCUUCUUCGUUUGGUGGCUUUGGAAAACGUCGCUUUGACAGAAUAGCAGGAGCGUCUUCGUUUGGUGGCUUUGGAAAACGUCGCUUUGACAGAAUAGCAGGGGCGUCUUCGUUUGGUGGCUUUGGAAAACGUCGCUUUGAUAAGAUAGCAGGGGCAUCUUCGUUUGGUGGCUUUGGAAAACGUCACUUUGAUAGAAUCACAGACUCAUCAAGGUUUCAUAGCUUCGGCAGAAAAAGAAAUUCCAACACCCUGGAUCAACUUGAACCUCCCAGACUGGCGAGCAUCGUUGAAGGAAAUGAUUUUUCCGAUAGCAAUAAGAACAAUGUAGAUGGUAGUGCUGAUGACAUAUUGGCUUCAAAACGACGAUUUGAUUCAAUAGAACACAACAGUGAUUUUAGAAUUUUCGGGAAAAGAGAUUCUAUUCCUGACGAAGCUUCUGAUGAUUCAGCAGAAAUAACACCGCUGUAUUUGGAUUACUCCUUGAGUCCCACAGGAAAACUGACCCUGCAGAGCGGGUAUUACAAUCCACAGUUGGUGGAUACUGUCGAAAGAACGGCAAAGGAUAUUUUAGACGAUGCCUCCGAGUUUUCCGAACCCUUGUUUUCAAAACGUCACUUUGACUCAAUUGAUCAUCGAAGUAUGUUUCGACGCUUCGGUCGUUUAAGUAAUGCUCCUCGCUUGUUUUUACCUUCCUCGUCGAGCGAGGACAGAGACAACGACAGUGAUGAUGAGGAUAAUGACACAAGUUAUAAUAACAAUAAUAGCGACGAGAUAACUAUAAAUACUCAACAGGGUCGUGAAGAUAACAAUUUUCUAAGCCCGACAAUGUCUAGAGAACUAUUGCGAAGGAUAGCGUUACUUUUGAGCAGACUAUUUGGUGUGCACACAGGCAGCGGGUACUACCGAGAAUGA
Molecule: messenger RNA, 3247 nt
Organism: Candidula unifasciata
Lineage: Eukaryota; Metazoa; Mollusca; Gastropoda; Stylommatophora; Geomitridae
Source: the annotation of a GenBank genome assembly